Messenger RNA from Eriocheir sinensis (Chinese mitten crab), 971 nucleotides. Its product is annotated as muscle-specific protein 300 kDa-like. Gene Ontology annotation, cellular component: cytoplasm; meiotic nuclear membrane microtubule tethering complex; nuclear outer membrane. The transcript is spliced from 7 exons. The coding region runs from base 22 to 954 and encodes 310 amino acids. The record is from RefSeq and is a predicted model, not a curated record. Lineage: Eukaryota; Metazoa; Arthropoda; Malacostraca; Decapoda; Varunidae. Gene Ontology annotation, molecular function: actin filament binding. Gene Ontology annotation, biological process: nuclear migration.
UUUGACCGUGCCUUCCAUGAGAUGCAGCAGGUGUCAGAGGCAUACAAGAAGGACAUUGACCUCAGUAAAGCUGAGAGUGAUGGAAUUGCCAAGUUCUUACUAGAAAUAAAUGAACGCUGGAAAAACGUGUCUGUGGAACUGAGAUGCAUCCAGAGCCUUCUUGAAGAGGUCAUUGCAUACUGGAAAAAGUUUUUGGACCUCACAGGACAGUUUGAAGCGUGGCUGGACCGAUCUUUCCCCAUGGUCAAGCUGCCCGAAGAGGAGAAGAUGAAUUACUUUCAGGACCUUGGAGAAUGGAAGGAGAGGCAUGAUGAGAUGGAAGAGACUGGAAACUUCCUGGCAGCCACCUGCCGACCAGAGGUGGCUCAGGAGAUCCGGGAGAAGCUCUUCUUCAUCAACAAGAAGUGGGAGGACCUUUUCCAGGCUAUGUUCGGAGUGGAAGCCCCAGACACGUGGGAGUACGUCCAGCAGUACCUUCAUCAGGGUCAGAUCAUUCGGACCAAGAAUGACUACUGCUCUGGCCAGGACCGGUUAGAGCAGUGGAUACAGAAUGCUGAAACCCUUCUCAGCACCACUAAUGUGUGUACAGUUGAGGCAAUAAGAGAGUAUGGAGAAAAAUUAAAGAAAUUGAACACUGAGAUUGAUGACAUGGAGCUCCUAUUCAAGACUAUAUCCAAAGCCUUCCAGUCCCUUGUGCAGGACCUAACCCCUGAUGAGAUUGAGAGGAUGAUGUGGUCUCUAAAGCAGGAGAAAGAAGAGUUGGUUCGCUGUAGAGCCGUCAUUCCACAAAAAAUGUACCUCACAACACAAAUCAUAACACAGUUAGAAGCUGUGGAGAGUGGAAUCAUUGAAAUCAACCAGUGGCUUGAUGAGGGAGAGGCUCUGCUGAACUCUUUCAUAGUCCACGGAACAAAUGAAAGCAUGCAGCAGCAGCACAACAAGCAAAAAGUAUAAAUUUAAAUGUUUUCACA